Messenger RNA from Tetrahymena thermophila SB210, 1401 nucleotides. Its product is annotated as ribophorin I. Gene Ontology annotation, cellular component: oligosaccharyltransferase complex; membrane. The record is from RefSeq and is a predicted model, not a curated record. Lineage: Eukaryota; Ciliophora; Oligohymenophorea; Hymenostomatida; Tetrahymenidae. The transcript is spliced from 5 exons.
AUGAAAAAUUUAUUAGCAAUUUGUUUUAUUUUAGCAACCCUUCUUUAGUUGGGUCUCUCAAUUAAUUAGCAAGACGUUGCAGAUGUUGUUAUUGAGAGUGCAAAUAGAGAAAUUGAUUUGACUUAAAGAUAUGUCACUUCCACUAUUAAAUUGAAAGUAUUCAAUAAAGGAAAAACUCCAGUUAACAGUUUUUAUUAUGCUUUGCCAGUUGAUUAAAUCUAAAAUACCAUUCUUGUUGUUAUCAGAUAUUCUGAUCAAAGAGAAGUUGGUGGAAAUCUUUAAGAAGACUUUGCUAUGAGACACCAAUACAAUACUACUUUUAUACGUUUCGAAUUAGAACGUCCAAUUGCCCCUUAAAAUUCAGCUACCAUUACUUUAGAAGAGAAAUUUGUUAACAGAUAAGUUCCUUAUCCAAGAGAAAUUAGAAUUAAUGAAGAUUAAAAGAUAUUAUUUAAAGACAAUGCUUAUAUUUACACACCUUAUUUUGUAAAAACUUAAUACACUGUUUACAAAACCAGCAACAUCAUUUCUCACACCGAAAAUGAAAAAGCAUUAAAGCUUAGAAAGGGUGGUAUUAAAUAUGGUGAAUUUUCUGAAAUUUAAGCUUUUAGUUCUUAUCCUAUUGAAAUCCAUUCUGAAAAUACAACACCUCUUAUCUACCUCACAAAGGCCACUAAAUCUAUUGAGGUUUCUCAUUGGGGAAAUAUUGCAGUUGAUAGUUCUUAUAAUUUAGUGAACGAAGGAGCUUAUUUAAAGGGAGAAUUUGGUCGUGUUGAUUACAAUAAAUACAAUCCUUCAAGUGGAAAACACGCUCUGAAGUCUCUCUCUGCUGAGCUUCCCUAUCAUGCUACAGGAGUAUGGUAUAGAGAUGUCAUAGGAAACAUAUCAACCUCAAACGGAUUUAGAGAUAAAUAAGAAAAAGUCGUUAAGCUUAAUAUUAUGCCUAGAUAUCCAGUAGUUGGUGGGUGGAAGAGUGCUUGGAAUCUUGGAUAUAACUUGAAUACUACCAGAUAUCUUCACACUGACGGUAACGGUGGAUUCGUCCUUAGACAACUCUUUUCUAUACCUUUUAACGAUUUGCUUGCUCAAGAUUACGAAUUAAGAGUAAUCCUUCCAGAGGGUGCUACUGAUAUAAAAUCAGAGCUUCCUUUUUCUGUUGAUAGUUAAUAUACUGAAAACACCUUCUCUUAUCUUGACACUAAUGGCCGUCCUACUCUCGUAUUCAAAAAGAAAAAUGUUAUUGAUUUCCAUAAUCAAUAUUUCUAUGUACAUUAUAAAUUAAGUACUAUUAAUUUGAUCAAGAAACCAUUAUUGAUAUUUGGAGCCUUUUUAAUUUUCUUUGUUACUUUAAUAGUAUUUAAUAGAUUGAGCUUAAAGAGUCUUAAAUCUAAAAAUGAAUGA